This is a messenger RNA of Pocillopora damicornis (cauliflower coral), 1575 nucleotides long. RefSeq names its product U3 small nucleolar RNA-interacting protein 2. Gene Ontology annotation, cellular component: small-subunit processome. Gene Ontology annotation, molecular function: U3 snoRNA binding; protein binding. The record is from RefSeq and is a predicted model, not a curated record. Lineage: Eukaryota; Metazoa; Cnidaria; Anthozoa; Scleractinia; Pocilloporidae.
UCCAGUCGCAGCCGUAAAAACAAGAUGUCGGGGUUUUUCUUGUCUGAUAGCAAAGGUUCUGCAUCAAAACCUAGGAAAAGACAAGCUAAAUCGUCUCAGAUUUCUGGGUUCAGAAAUAAGAAGCAAAGGGGUAAACAGUCUCUAUCAAAAGCGGAACAUAUAGAUGAAGAUGAAUUCGGGAGCGAUUCAGAUGUUCCAAGUGACAAAGAGGAAGACAUACCUGGAGAAGAAGAGAGUAGUGAUCAUGAGACAGCACAAGAAAAACGACUUCGCCUUGCAAAGCAGUACCUUGCACAAUUAGAAAAAGAAGAACAAGAAAAGAAAGAGUCAGAUGACAUAGACCAUGAUGCUAUAGCUCACAGACUGAAACAGGAUGUUCUUGAGCAAACAGGCAAGUUUCAGAAAAGAGUGGCCUCACAGUACACUCAACCCUCCCCUGCUGGUAUCAGAGUUCUUAAAGGUCAUCAGUUAUCAGUCACCUGUCUCUGUGUGUCACCAGAUGACAAGUUUGUCUUUUCUGCUUCAAAAGACUGCUCAAUUAUCAAAUGGAAUAUUGAAACAGGCCUGAAGGAGGGUAAGAUCCUAGGUUGUCACAAGGCCAGUGAAGGAAGCAAAGGCCAUAAAGGACAUGUUCUCUGUCUUGCUGUUACUUCUGAUGGAAAGUUUCUGGCUAGUGGAGGUCGAGAUAAAAUAAUUCACAUCUGGGAUCCUGAUUCACUUCAGCAUGUUCAUACAUUCAAAGGUCACAAGGAUGCUGUCUCAGGUUUAGCCUUUAGGCGAGGAACCCAUCAUUCCAACAGCUCACUGUCCCUAUGGAGUGUUUCAAAGAAAAAGCCAUUAUGCACAAUACCAAAUGCUCAUAGUAAACCAGAUGGCAAUUCAGAUGACAGUAUUCCAGAUGAAAGUUGGAUAACAUCAAUUGCAUCACUACGAAGUACAGAUCUCUUGGCUUCAGGUUCUUGUGAUUCAUGUAUCAAACUCUGGGAAUGUGGUGAUGGAUUCAGAAGUCUUAAGCAGCUCUUCUCUGUAUCAAUGGUUGGCUUUGUAAAUGCUUUAGCUUUUUCCAACGAUGGAAAUAAUUUGAUAGCUGGCAUUGGACAAGAACACAGGCUGGGUCGAUGGUGGAGACUGAAAAAGGCAAAAAACUGUGUUUGUGUAAUACCCCUGCAGAGAACAGUGCAGAAUGGAGUCCAUGCUUGAAGUCUGCAAAUUUAAGGACCAGUGGAACAUAUGUUGUUUGGUCAACAGUGGCACUGAACCACAGGAUAUUUAUUUAUUGCAGGAUAACAAGCUGUUGAAUAACAUUCCAUUUAAUUUGCAUGUUAUCAGACCAAUUUCAGUGUUGAGAACAAAUAAAUAAAUUAACAAAGAGCUAGUGACCACACCUGAGUUUUCGUUUGCACUCUUACAUAUUAUUGUCUGAAUUUUGUAGCAGUGUCUGGAAGGAAAGCGAAUGUAUCAUGAUCGUGGUCAGGAUGAGAAGGGACUGGGUCUAGACACACUCUGUCCCAUCCCAGUCUUUACUUCCCAAAAGCUGUUGCUCCAUUUGAAAAAAAAAAAAAAAAAAGAAAAAAA